UGAACUGCCAAUAUCCUCUAUAGCGACUUUGUAUAAGUGCAACAUUGAAUCUGCAUGCUUCGGGAAAUUACAUGAAAAGGCAUUUCCUUGUUAAAAAAAAUACCGAAUUUUAAUCGUUGAAAUCAUUUAAUCUUGUCUGUCUUUUUUUGGUAAAUUCGGCUGCUGUAUUGGUAACUUUUGUCAGAACUUUUGAAUCCCCAUCUCAACCAACAGAGAAAAGAUAUGAGAGAUUUACGAGCUGUGUUCCCAAAGUUUUAUGGAGAUGGUAAAAGCCUUUUGAGAUCCAAACGUAAUUUGCCAAUUCACAUGCGGACGCGGCUUUACGACCACCGAAAAAAUAAGGAUAUGAAAGAGAAUCCUUCUGCUGUCCAAUUGGAAUUGCCAAUCGUUCCUCCUGCAUCGAGAAUUCCUUAUUGGAAUGUUUUUAAAGGUGACUACGUUCAUGUUCAUAGCGGUCCUCACAAAGGGAAAUGGGGUCGCGUGUUGGAUACUAACAAGUAUACAAAUGGCGUUACCAUCGACGGUGUCAACGUACGAUCCAUCGAGAUUCCUAGCUACCUUUUAAGAAGCCCUCCAGAGGACGGCAAAGACCCUGUUGUGGAUCUUGCUCAUGAAAUUCCCUAUUCGCAAAUCCAGUUGCUCGCGAACGCUACGAAUGCAGACGGAAAACGCGUCUUUGUACCCGUGGAAGCUAUUUCAAAAUCCAACUCUCCAGGGGAUCGAAAAUUAGUUCCUCCCAAUUACGAAGGAAUCGACAACAAAGACGUUCACCUCCCAGUUCCAAAGGAAGAUGAGCCUCAACGGCCUGACGGUGUUAUGGACACAAAGGAGUCUACUGUCGCUAAAGUUACCUGGAGUCCUAGUUUGACCGAACCUCCCAUGCCUCCUUUUGCCGUGGGAGAUUUGCGCGUCAAUUGGUCUCGUCGUCUGGAGCGUGCUUGGGCCUAUAACAAGAAUAAGAAAAGUAUUUUGGAGAUUGCCAAAAAUUUGGUUCGAGCGGAAAAUGCCGCCGAAGCGUUUGUUAAACGAUAUCCCGACCAUGUUACACAGAAAAAGCCUAGUUCAUGAAUUCAUCUUUAAUUUUUUUCUGCAAUCUUUUUCAUGUUCACUAUCUUAAAAGUUCCAUGUAUUGAACUCACUAUACUGUAUUAGAGCUCUACUAGGACUAUAGCUGAGUUUUAUUUUAUCUCUUCUUAAUUUCAUCUCCUUUCCUACUAACUGAAGAAUGUUCCUGAAUAUUGAAUACUGUUAAGAGGAGCAAUGCAAGGUAUAGAAAAAAUUGACAACAGUGAACUCAAUUAUAUGUACUGUAGUAAUAAAAACGAAACUAUCCGUCAUAAAAUAAGAAAAUUCGUAUCAUCGUUUAGCUAGGUCAUCUAAUCU
Molecule: messenger RNA, 1383 nt
Organism: Schizosaccharomyces cryophilus OY26
Lineage: Eukaryota; Fungi; Ascomycota; Schizosaccharomycetes; Schizosaccharomycetales; Schizosaccharomycetaceae
Product: ribosomal protein subunit L40
Exons: 1
Coding region: 223-1068 (281 amino acids)
Biological process (GO): translation
Cellular component (GO): ribosome; mitochondrion
Molecular function (GO): RNA binding; structural constituent of ribosome
Source: RefSeq, a predicted model, not a curated record